Messenger RNA from Saimiri boliviensis boliviensis (Bolivian squirrel monkey), 1412 nucleotides. RefSeq names its product mitochondrial ribosomal protein S27 (gene MRPS27). Gene Ontology annotation, cellular component: mitochondrion. Gene Ontology annotation, molecular function: protein binding. NCBI's taxonomy places the organism in Eukaryota, Metazoa, Chordata, Mammalia, Primates, Cebidae. The record is from RefSeq and is a predicted model, not a curated record.
UCCUUUUGGUACGCUCCAAGAUGGCUGCCUCCAUGGUGCGGCGCGGGAUUUUCCUGGCGCGGCAAGUGGUUCGGUCUGAGCUCUUCCCUGCAGGUAAAAGAUGCCUGCUUUCUGCAGCCUAUGUAGACAGCCACAAAUGGGAAGCAAGAGAAAAAGAACAUUGCCAUCUUGCUGAUCUCGCAUCUUUAAUGGAUAAAACAUUUCAGAGAAAGUUGCCUGUUAGUUCUUUAACAAUAUCACGGUUUGUAGACAACAUUUCCUCUCGGGAAGAGAUAGAUCAUGCAGAGUAUUACCUUUACAAAUUUCGACACAGCCCCAACAGCUGGUACCUGAGAAACUGGACCAUCCACACCUGGAUUAGGCAGUGUCUAAAAUAUGAUGCACAAGACAAAGCCUUAUAUACCCUUAUAAAUAAGGUUCAAUAUGGAAUUUUUCCAGAUAACUUUACAUUCAAUUUACUGAUGGAUUCUUUCAUAAAGAAAGAAAAUUACAAAGAUGCUUUAUCUGUGGUUUUUGAGGUCAUGAUGCAAGAAGCCUUUGAAGUGCCUUCCACCCAACUUCUCUCCCUCUAUGUUUUGUUUCAUUGCCUGGCAAAGAAGACAGACUUCAGUUGGGAAGAGGAGAGGAACUUCGGUGCAUCCCUAUUGCUUCCAGGUCUGAAACAGAAAAACUCAGUGGGUUUCAGUUCCCAGUUAUAUGGCUGUGCACUUCUUGGAAAGGUGGAAUUGCAGCAAGGGCUACGGGCUGUGUACCACAACAUGCCUCUGAUAUGGAAGCCAGGCUACCUUGACAGAGCCCUUCAAGUGAUGGAGAAAGUAGCUGCCUCCCCAGAAGACAUAAAGCUGUGUAGAGAAGCGCUCGAUGUGCUGGAUGCUGUGCUAAAGGCUCUGACUUCUCCGGCUGAUGGGGCUUCAGAGGAACAGUCCCAAAAAGGUGAAGACAACCAGGAGUCAGAAAAACUGGUGGAGCAGUUAGACAUUGAGGAAACAGAACAGUCCAAGCUUCCUCAAUACCUGGAACGAUUUAAGGCCUUACAUUCUAAGCUUCAGGCUCUGGGCAAAAUUGAGUCCGAAAGUCUUUUAAGUGUGACCACGCAGCUUGUGAAGGAAAAACUCUCCUCCUGUGAAGCAGAGGACAUCGCCACCUAUGAGCAGCAACUACAGCGGUGGCAUCUAGACCGUGUACACCUGAUCCAGAGAGAGCAGGAACAGAGGGAGAAAGCGAAACAGGAGUUCCAGGCUCGGAAAGCAGCAAAGGCAUCUGCCUAAGACGGUCCUCCGGGGCCCAACCCCUCCCACAGAACUUCACUGGACCCCAUGCCAGGACUCGGCAGUGACCUGCACAGCAGCCUCAGCUUCCUCUACCCACCUUCUCCUUUUCUUAAAGCAGGCUAUGUGCUCUACAUGGCAAGG